CCUGUGGGGAGGGGAGAGAAAACAGGAGUGAGGCUCUGAGCUCCUCUAGGGCAGGAAGCUUUGUGUCCUCACGAGCCACAACCCCUCCCCCCACAAAGCCACACGCUCCAGCGUAAGCCCCACACCCUGCCUGGCAGAGUGACCCUAAUGGACACUGGAUUAAUAAAUGAAUGUGCCCCUUCAACAAGGAAGCACACUGCUGUCUUUGGGGAUCACUUCCUUCCCUGGUAAGGUCACAGAACGAAUUCUCCAUUCUGUGGCCAGGGUCUGGGCUUUCCCUGACGGCCAAAGGCCGGCCUAUGGCAGGAACUCUGGAAUCCCUGCUGGCUCCCCUUCCCCCACCCUCCUCCCGACAGGAAUUCCAGGCCUAUUUCCCAUGGGGCUGCGCAGGGCCAGCUGGUGUGACCAGGACUCGGUCAGAACCCCCUUCCGCAUCGUGGCUGGCCGCGGGUGGGAGAAGCCCCACACCGCCCUUUUGUACUGGUGCGUGUCCUCCGUCCACGCUCCCGGCCACACGGGUCCCGCUCCCGCGAGUGAGCCAUUUCGGGUCCCGCGUACGGCGCAGCUCACAGAUCCUGUGCGCAGGUGCGAUCCCCCACCCCCGCAGAUCCAGCAGCGUCCCCCCACCACACCGCGCACUCACACACGGUCGCGCACACUCACGGUCACGCGCCCCGCAGGUGGAACGCCCCCCCGCGCCCCUGCCCUGGCCGUACCUCUGCGGCGGGCUGUGCAGGGGCGCGGCGCCCGUCCAUGGAGCCCGAAGGCCGGCCUCCGCGGCCCGCUACCGCUCCCCGCCCCGCCGCGGCGACAGCGGCAGGUUCGAGUUCACAACUGCCAGGCCCGUCCCCAACCUCCCCCCGCCGGGUUCCCAGCGCCACGUGACUACAGGAGCUGCGGAGGGUCAGUCGCCGGCUCCCGCGGCCGCGGUCUGGGGGCGGGGCGGGGUGGGACAGCCAGGGCCAGGGUGCAGGCCCUCCCCCCAGAGCGGGCCGGGUCACCUUCGCAGCUGCAGCGCCUGGGCGGCCGGCCCAGAAGGCCCUACUCAGUUGCCAUGGCUACCACCAGCCUGGGUCUCUGGGGACCGGUCGGAGCUCAAGUUUCCCGACCCUUUGUCCCUGCGGAGGAUGCGCGUCCCCAGGCGACCGCGUGGCCGGCCUCUGGUCACCGGGGCUGGUCGGUCGUUGUUGGCUUAUGAGAGGCUCAGAGCCCGUCGGGAGACUUCAAAGAGGGCGCCAGCUGCCCCGGGAGCGUCGUGCCCGGGGCCUUUCCCAGGCCGCGCACCCGGGCCGCAGUGGGGACGCUCUCAGGCGCUGCAGGCCCGGGACGGCAGUGGCGCACCUGGAAGUCUCUAGCUUCCGAUUUGUUCCAAAGUGGAGCACGAAAAGGCCCGAUCCUGCGAACUUUGAAAAGGCCUCUCUUCCCUCUUUUCCAGAAAUUAAGAAAGAGCAGAAGUUGCCGGACUUCCUCCGGCUACGGGCCAGGCGGAGCCACGGCUGAGGUGGCCGUUGGCGCACGUGGGGCAUUUCGCUUGGAAACGCGCAGCAGCCUGUGUGGCGUCUGCGGUGGCAGGUGCGAGCCUGUGCCCGUGACUCACCCACUAGCAGGUGGCCCUGGCUUUCCAAACUAAACACUUCCUGGGGUUUCCAGAGUAGUACAAUUAAUUUCAUGUACUUUCAUGCUUUUCAACACAGGCAAUUUUUGAAUUGUCGUAAAACACUUUUUUAAAUCUGUUGCAUAAAUGGGAUAUAGGAGAACAUAAAACUCAGUUUUACCUCCCAGAGUCAAUUACAGUUAAUAUUUUGGUAUGUUGCCUGCCGUGUUUCUCUCUGCAUACCAUGGCAUGGCUAGCAUAAUUGGAAUAAUGCCCAGCAAAACUGUAUUCUGCCUUCUUCACUUAAGAUCUUGUGAAUUUUCUUCUAUUUUAUUAGAUAUUCUUCUAUAACAUGAUUCUUUGUGGCUAUAUAAAAGUAGACUGUUUACAAAUAUUCUAUGUGUGCCCUUAUAGGUUCAUCUUUCAUUGCACAUGCCUGCGUUAAAAAUUCUGGAAGUGGGAAGCUGAUGUAUCAAAGGCAAAGCAUAUUUUUUAAAGGUUUUCUCAAUUAUCUUCCAGGAAAACUUAUUAGUUUUCCAUUUUUUAAAUGGAAAUUUUUUAAAAAACAGUCUGUGAUGUCAAGUAUAUGAAAAAUAACCGGCCGGGCACGGUGGCUCACGUCUAUAAUCCCAGCACUUUGGGAGGCUGAGGCGGGUGGAUCACGAAGUCAAGAGAUCGAGACCAUCCUGGUCAACAUGGUGAAACCCCGUCUCUACUAAAAAUACAAAAAAUGAGCUGGGCACGGUGGCGCGUGCCUGUAAUCCCAGCUACUCAGGAGGCUGAGGCAGGAGAAUUGCUUGAACCCAGAAGGCAGAGGUUGCAGUGAGCCGAGAUCGCGCCAUUGCACUCCAGCCUGGGUAACAAGAGCGAAACUCCGUCUCAAAAAAAAAAAAAAAAAGAAAAAUGACCAUUUCCAUAUACUUGACAUCACAGACUGUUUUUUAAAAAAAAUUUAGUUUAAAAUGGUUAUUUCUCAUCUUCUGUACUUUGUUAGAGGACUAGUUAGCUGGAUUGUUUUUUCACAUGAUUAUUUUUUGCCAGUUUUAUUUUCUGUUGAUUUGUUUAUAUCCAUUUGCCCACUUUUCUAUUUGCCCAUUUUAAAAGUUGGGGAGUUGGUUUUAUUGUUUGAGAGGCACUCAUCAAGUACAGGUAUGAAAGACUUGUCAUGUUUGUUGCAGACGUGUUUCCUCCAUGUGUGCUUUAACUUGGUAACUUUUUUUUGAGACAGGGUCUCACUCUGUUGCCCUAGCUGGAGUGCAGUAGCACAAUCAUGGCUCACUGAAGCCUGGACUUCCUGAGCUCUCACUCUGUCGCCAGGCACCGGGCUACAGUGACUGCAGCCUUCACCUCCCAGGUUCAAGCAAUUCUCCUGCCUCAGCCUCUUGAGUAGCUGGGACUACAGGCACGUACCACCAUGCCCAGAUAAUUUUUGUAUUUUUUUUUGUAGUACAGAUGGAGUUUCACCAUGUUGGCCAGGAUAGUCUUGAUCUCUUGACCUCGUGAUCCGCCAGCCUCAGCCUCCCAAAGUGCUGGGAUUACAGGCAUGAGCCACCGCACCCAGCCCACAUAUGACCUUUAAGUCUCUUCCUUUAUCCCACCCUUUAAGGCCAGACCAGUGCAUCACCUUUGUGUAUCAAUUCAUGAUAUUGCCCAUAACUUCUCCUUUCCUGGAAUUUACCCCUGCCUUUAAAAAUUCUUGCUCAUAAGCCAUUGAGGAGGUCAGGUCUUAAGUAUGAGCCGCCCUGGCUGGGCGCGGUGGCUCAAGCCUGUAAUCCCAGCACUUUGGGAGGCCGAGGCGGGUGGAUCACAGGGUCAAGAGAUCGAGACCAUCCUGGUCAACAUGGUGAAACCCCGUCUCUACUAAAAAUACAAAAAAUUAGCUGGACAAGGUGGCGCGUGCCUGUAAUCCCAGCUACUCAGGAGGCUGAGGCAGGAGAAUUGCCUGAACCCAAGAGGCAGAGGUUGCGUGCGGUGAGCCGAGAUCUCGCCAUUGCACUCCAGCCUAGGUAACAAGAGCGAAACUCCGUCUCAAACAAAAAAAAAGUGUGAGCUGCCCCAUUCUCCUUGCCUGGUGCCCUGCAAAUAAAUGCGCUCUUUUCUCCAGACGCAAAAUCUCAGUGUUGGAGUUUCCUCUUAACUGCACUGGGCAGGUAGACCUCACUUCAGUUUUGUGACAAAAUUAACUUUAGAAUUUCUUGUCAAUGUUUUAAAAACCUGAUUGUCUUUCAGAUUCUUGUCUCUUCACUCUAUUUAUUCAGGUCUUAUUUUACCUAUCCCAGUCAAGUUGACUAAUUUGUACAUUCACUACUUAACUUUUCUACUUUUUUUUUUUUUGAGACAGUGUCUCACUCUGUCACCCAGGCUGGAGUGCAAUGAAUGACGUGAUAUCGGCUCACUGCAACCUCCACCUCCCAGGUUCGAGGGAUUCUCCUGCCUCAGCCUCCUCAAUAGCUGGGAUUACAGACACGCACCACCAUGCCUGGCUAAUUUUUGUAUUUUUAGUCAAGCCAGGGUUUCACCAUGUUGGCCAGGCUAGUCUCGAACUCCUGACCUCAGGUGAUCGACCCACCUCAGCCUCCCAAAGUGCUGGGAUUACAGAUGUGAGCCACCGCACCCGGCCCAACUCUUAUAUUUUAUAAAAUAAAAUUCACAAAUAUGAGAAAAACUUUGUCAUAUCAUGUAGUUUGUGGGUUCUGAAAUAUGGUCAAAGCAUAUCAUAGGAUAUAGGCCAAGUUUAGUGGUUACAGAGGAAUGAUUUUUUUUCUACCAAUGGUGUGAUAAGAAGAUGCUCCAGUUUUUACCUACUCAGUAAUAAUAGCUAACAUUUAGGGAGGCUUCACUUUGUGUCAGGCUUGGUGAUAAACUCUUCACAGACAUAUCUCAUUUAAUGCACUCAACAACCCUAUGCAAUAUUCUUCUGAUCCUUAUCUUACAAAUGAAACAACCGAGCCUCCGAAAUGUUCAAGAACCUACCCAAGGCCACUCAGCUGGAUAGUGGCUGAUCUGAACCCAGUAGCGCCCCUCUGCCCUCACUGUUAACCUCUAAAGUUGCACGUAUGCUGGCCCAGGCACAGAGGGGCCGUGGGGUCCCCGGGGUUAGUGAGUGAGUUUGGACUUGAUCCCUAACUUCCUGCAAGAGCCUUGAAAGGAGAAUUCCCUCAUAGACUCACAAAGCAUCUUCUUUUCUAUAAUCUGUCUUUCAUAGCAGAAAGAUUCUUCAUUGAAACAAGGCCCUAACCUCCCUCACUCCCCAGCCUCCAGUAGAAGAAGUGUCUCUUCUCCCAGUCAGGAGUUAACCACCUGCCGUAACUUCCUCUUUAGGCAUAGCUAGAGGAAACUGAGUAUGACUGUGCCUUAGCACUACAGAAAGAAAAUGAGUGGCAGAGGAGCUGUGGAGGGAUUCCUGAGCCUUCAUGCCAGCUGGAAACUUAAGGCCUUGGUAUUCGGGACUUCACCCUUCAAAAUAUCUUAGAGGGUGGCCCAGCAACCAGCCAAAUGGCCCAGUGGCCUGGCCCAGUGGAGACGGUCUCAGCUUUCGACAAGCCAGCUGGAGAAAGGGCUGGACAGGAAGGGGCUCACAGACAACAGAUAUUGAUAGGGCGCCCUGGGAAGAUCCAGUUUCCCUCCAACAGUGCCUGGCUCCCAUUAUCAGAUUAGAUGCAAAGUAGGCUGGCCUGCCAGGGGGUGAGGGGAGCAGUGUCUCCAGAAAUCCUCUGUGAAGACAGCCAAGUAUUGUUUAGAAGUGCCCCUGUAUCUGGAAGAUGGAAAACUGCACCCACUGCUUGUAGGCAUACCGUUCCAGUUCUCCCCACAGGACUUGCUCAUACAUCCAGCAAAUAUUUAAUCAGUGCCCACCAUCUGCCACUAUGCCGGGUGCCGGGCCUCUUCAUGAGUCAGGCAGAGGUGGUCCCUGUAGUUUUUCCACAAUGUGAGAGAGUGUUGAGAAGACUUUUAACUCUCAUUUCACUAUGGAACUAUCUCUUGGUUUAGUACCUACCACAAAAUAAAACCAAGCGUUUGUUGAUGAUUGCUGAAUGGAUGAUUGUGGAAAAGCCGGAGAAGACUGGGGAUCAAGCAGGAGAGAUGGAAUAAUGAACCUUCCCUUAACUAUCAUCACUGCUACCUCCUGCCUCUGACAGCAUCCCUACGGCAAACAUGCAAGACUCACACAGCUCUUUUCCAGGGGGUUGCAGCUUGUGGGGGAAGCAGAAAGCACAUCCCUCACUGACCCUGAUGGGGGCAGAUUCGCUGGCAGCAGUCACAAGUACGUGCUGUACACACCCCCGGGCCUUUGACCCUUCCUAGCUGGAGGGCACCAAGAUAACCAGUGUUGGGGGCAGUAUGAAGGGCUGUUGAGCUGAAGGCAGUGAGAAACUGAACGGAAGGAAGCUCUCUGCACUCCACCUGCCUAUGCAGCAUAUAAUUUAGAAGGAUAAAAGAUGUCCGCUCCCUCUCUCUCCCAGGGAAAACAGGUUAACCACUGAAGACAACCUUAGACUGCCAUGGGCCUGGAGCUGGAACCAGAGGAAUCGACACGAAUGUGCUUUACUAACUGUUUAUCUGCCAGUUAAUUACCUUUCUACAAGUUCCCCGCUUUAGAUACUCAAAGUCCUUUUCCUUUGUCUGUCACUUCUCUAAAACUUGGCUUUUCUUUGUUGAAGGUGCUGUGCAAGCUGGAAUUCAAAGCUACCUCUCUGAGAACUACUCAGUUCCUGUGUGUCUCCCAUGCAGAUGUGAAAUAUACAUGUGAAUAAACUUCCACUGGUUUUUCUCUUGUUAA
Messenger RNA from Callithrix jacchus (white-tufted-ear marmoset), 6374 nucleotides. The record is from RefSeq and is a predicted model, not a curated record. NCBI's taxonomy places the organism in Eukaryota, Metazoa, Chordata, Mammalia, Primates, Cebidae.